This is a messenger RNA of Paramecium octaurelia, 177 nucleotides long. NCBI's taxonomy places the organism in Eukaryota, Ciliophora, Oligohymenophorea, Peniculida, Parameciidae. The record is from the annotation of a GenBank genome assembly.
AUGAUUAGACCAAGGGGUGGUGAUCUUGUAUAUACAGUUGAGGAAUUUGAAACUAUGAUAGAAGAUAUCAAGAUUUGCAAAUCAUUAGAAAGUUAAACAAAUUGCUAACAGACUUCUUAACGACUGAUUUUAGUAUUGACAUGGAGAGAAUGAUAAUAUUGAUUGAUGUUGCAUUCC